This is a messenger RNA of Hyaloscypha bicolor E, 1846 nucleotides long. RefSeq lists its product as uncharacterized. The record is from RefSeq and is a predicted model, not a curated record. Lineage: Eukaryota; Fungi; Ascomycota; Leotiomycetes; Helotiales; Hyaloscyphaceae. The transcript has a single exon. Bases 233 to 1513 code for a protein of 426 amino acids. Gene Ontology annotation, molecular function: protein binding.
AGGACGGCAAUCUAGAAAACGCGGUUCCAACUCAACAAGUCGGCCAAAUGGGCAUUUUGCUGUUCCUUUACCUGAUCUCGAACAGCUUUCCAGCGGAAUUACACAGAGACAAAAUCUACCAAUUGGUCAAGAGGAAUUUCAGUCCAGGUAUCUUUCGGACCCUUAAAGGCCACUCAGCCGACUCCCUUCUUGAGAAUCUACUUCCACUCGCGGUUGAGGCUGAGAUCUAGCAAUGGUCAAGAAUCUCAUAAAGGCAGGAGCGAAUGUUGAUGCAAACAAGUGCAAGCUUGAUCAUUGCCCUAUCCCUUUGACACCAUUGCAAUUUGCAUGCUUCAAAGCCAAUGUACCAUUGGCGCAAGAGUUGAUCACAGCUGGGUCGACAAUCGAUGCACCCGAACCUGGAUGGAAAUGCAGCGCAAUACUUCUUGCUAUAUAUGGUCAUGAUCAAUCCCGUUGGCGUGGUGUCCAAUGGCCGAAACCGGUGGACAAUGAGGGGCUUCUUGACUUAGUGCAGAAACUCAUCGCUGGAGGCGCGAGUGUUAAUGGCAGCGAAACUGACAUGAACGCCACAACGGAAUCCAUACGUCAAUGGAGAGUCAAACUCGAACCUGGAUACCUUUUCUACGAAAUCAUUGUCGAGCAGCACUCCCCAUUGACCUUGGCAUCUAAAUACAAGUACAAAGAGCUUGUAGACUUUCUUGUUCUGGAAGGGGCUGAUAUUCAAUUUCACACAGACGGUACAUCAUCCGCUCUGAGGCAAUGCCUCCACGAUUUACCGGACUGGUUCGAGGGCAAACCAUACGCAUUAGCCGACCGUCUCAAUGAAUGGGACGACGAAUCUGCGGCACGAUCUACAAUCGUAAAUAUGGCUCACAGUCUUAUGCAAGCCGGUGCGGAUCUUAACGACCAUAUUCCUUGCGAAUUCAUUGACUAUUGUGAGCACUUUUGCUUGGAAUGCUAUUCAGUCCUUAAUUUAGCGGUACUCAUUGAAAGUCCCGAGCUCGUGGAUGUCAUGCUCCACGCGGGUGCCAAAACAACAUAUCACUCUUUGGAUCUCGCUAUUGAAGUUAAAAGUUUCAAUAUCUUCAGCAAGCUCCUAGCCAAAGGCGCAACUAUUCCCGAGUGGGCAACCACCGAAAAGGGAAAUGCAUCCUCCCUCUGUAUUCUAGAGGCAGAUCCUAGAGAUGUGAACCACUUUGAUCUCCAGAGCAAGAGAGCGCUGGUUCUGGCCGCCCUCCGUCUCGGAGCUACUUCAGAGCUGGAUAGUCUGAUCAAAUCCAUGAAUGGCUCCAGAAAUCUCUUGGAUGGCUGCACUGGACUCACUAGUGCGAUCGAAGAUUGCUGUAGAAGUGGACAUUAUGAACCACUGAGGCACAUGCUUGAAGCUGGCAUCAUACCUAAAUCGCACCCGGCACUGUUUGGGCGUUCUGUUCCUCUGAUUAUUCAGCAUAAUCGAGAAAAGAUGCUGGAUUUGGUCCUGGAAAAUGGAGCGGAUGUCAACGCGCGAUAUUAAAAUCCGGGGGGGCCUGGAAAGCCCCCAAUACUUCUCGCCAUAGAGAAGGGUAACUUGGAACUCGUUCGGAAGCUACUAAGGGCGGGAGCAAACGUCGACAAUACAAAGGUUUGCAAACAGACCGGAUGUUCCACACAAGGACCUGAGAAUAUGCUGGUCGCGGCGAUUGCAACCAACAAUUUGCCAGUGAUUGAGGAGGUCCUCCAAAUAUGUGCCCAGGUCAACGGCUUCGGUAAAAUGGAUAAAUAUUAUUUUGUCUCUCCAAAUUGCCUGUGCUGCACUCCAAUUACCAUGGCUAUCAAGGAGCGAAACUGGAAGUUGGUUGAUCGACUU